CACUCAGAAUUGGCAGUCAAACUUUCAGUUGCAGAACAACGACCAGAGAUAUUAUAUCGGGAGCGGCAAUUUAAGAGUUUCUCACAAACUUACAAAAGGAUUUCUUCAUCUCAAGUUUACAGUUGUUUGAAUCUUCCUACUUGGUUUUCUGCGGAAGGAUGAUGUUUAACGUUUUCAACACGGAGUGCGAUUCCUCCUCACGCUGCAGCACCGCUUCCCCGUCCGGUGACAACCUGGGAUACUACCCGUCACCAGCGGGGUCUUACUCCAGCAUGGGAUCUCCCCAGUCUCAGGAUUUCACCGACCUGACAGCAUCAAGUGCCUCCUUCAUCCCCACUGUCACAGCGAUUUCGGCAAGCCCGGAUCUGCAGUGGAUGGUCCAGCCUUUGAUCUCCUCAGUGGCCCCUUCUCACAGAGCUCCCCCCUACAGCUCCAGCCCCAGCCCGGCGUACUCCAGACCAGGCAUGAGGUCCUCAUCCAGGGCUCAUAAUUCUACCAAGAGGGCCAGAAUGGAUCAGGUGACACCUGAGGAGGAAGAGAAGAAAAGAGUUCGCAGAGAGAGAAACAAGCAGGCAGCCGCAAAAUGCCGCAACAGGAGGAGAGAGCUUACAGACACUCUGCAAGCUGAAACCGAUCAGCUUGAGGAUGAGAAGUCCAGCCUGCAGACCGAUAUUACUAAUCUUCUGAAGGAGAAGGAAAGGCUUGAGUUCAUUCUGGCUGCCCAUCAACCCAUCUGCAAAAUCCCUUCAGAGCUGGACAUGGACUUCUCUGUGGCCUCCAUUUCUCCUGCUCAGCCCAUCCUCUCCAACGCAGUGUCCUCCCAGCCACAGACCAUCAUCCCAAAGGCAAACACUAUCACUUCCAGCCAGCCAACCUUCACCUCAACCUCCAACUCCAUCUUCUCCAGCAGUAGCUCCGUCCUCUCCACCGCCACCAUCACCAGCAGCGCGGUCAAGAUGACAGACCUCGACUCCUCUGUCCUCGAGGAGUCCUUGGAUCUGCUGGCAAAGACCGAGAUGGAGACAGCGCGGUCAGUGCCAGAGGUUGACCUGUCCAACUCCCUCUACACAACUCAGGACUGGGAGCCCCUUCACGCCUUAGCCAAUAACGGUGACUUUGAGCCCCUGUGCACGCCUGUGGUGACCUGCACACCAUCCUGCACCACCUACACGUCUUCUUUUGUGUUUAGCUUCCCAGAGGCAGAGACCUUCCCCACUUGUGGUGUCGCCCACAGGAGAGAAAGCAACAGCAACGACCAGUCUUCUGAUUCCCUCAGCUCCCCAACCCUGCUGGCCCUUUAAAGACUUCCAAAAACAAUACUUCCUAUAGAGCACAUAUCUUGAUGUAUAAGACCGAUGUGCAGAUCACAGGGCUAUGGAAUUGACUUUUACCAGAAAGCACAUUUAUUUAUGAUUUGAUAUGCCUUUAUCUAUACUUGCCUAUUACUCCCAUGUAGCAAGUUUAAAAAGCAUGUUUUAACCAAUACCACCUAGACGUUUAAUGAGUUAUAUAAUUUUAUGGUGCUAGAUAACAAAACUUGUUGUAGUGUUGAUGUGUGUUCAGAGCAAUAGUUAUUAAUGAUUCCAAUUUGUUUUCUGGUUGAUGGAAUGUGAGAGUAAUUGUGGAAAAACUUAAAAACUGACGUGCUUUGUCUUAACCAU
Molecule: messenger RNA, 1661 nt
Organism: Etheostoma cragini (Arkansas darter)
Lineage: Eukaryota; Metazoa; Chordata; Actinopteri; Perciformes; Percidae
Product: proto-oncogene c-Fos-like
Exons: 4
Coding region: 159-1301 (380 amino acids)
Biological process (GO): regulation of transcription by RNA polymerase II
Cellular component (GO): nucleus
Molecular function (GO): DNA-binding transcription factor activity, RNA polymerase II-specific; RNA polymerase II cis-regulatory region sequence-specific DNA binding
Source: RefSeq, a predicted model, not a curated record